This is a messenger RNA of Mytilus californianus (California mussel), 746 nucleotides long. RefSeq lists its product as uncharacterized. Gene Ontology annotation, cellular component: plasma membrane. The transcript has a single exon. The record is from RefSeq and is a predicted model, not a curated record. Gene Ontology annotation, molecular function: neuropeptide receptor activity. Bases 1 to 678 code for a protein of 225 amino acids. Lineage: Eukaryota; Metazoa; Mollusca; Bivalvia; Mytilida; Mytilidae. Gene Ontology annotation, biological process: neuropeptide signaling pathway.
AUGUUAAAUGUUUGUAAUGCUUUAAGUUUUAUGUUACAUAAGGCAUGUUUUAAUGUCAUAAGUUGUCUUUAUUUAAUUUCAGGUGUAUUGUAUUUCGUCAGUUCUACAGUUAAUCCUAUUCUGUAUAAUCUUUUAUCAAGAAAGUUCAGAUAUGCCUUUAAACGAACGUUUUGCAGAUGUUGCAUAGAUCUUGAUAAAUUUCCAACUUUUUAUAAAUUAAAAGCAAUAUUCAGAAGUAAAAAUGAUCCAGGGACAACGACGCCUAGUGGAAUGCGAUAUAUGUUUCCACAGAAACCAGUUAGGAUGAACACGGUUUAUGGUCCGAAGAAUUGCACAUCAUCACAACAGCGACUUCUUCCAAAUAAUAAUGUUGCAACUAGAGAUUCAGUUUUGAAAAUAUCGAACGGAUCUGGAUCGUCUUCCGAUAGUGGGUCGCAUGCGCACUCAGACGGCCGCCUACAUUAUUUGUGCCGCCAUAAAAGUUGUUCAAGUAAUAGGACACGACCUAGUAUUGAAAGUCAAAUGUUCUAUAAACAAAAUAAUAACGCUUCAUGUCAGGAUAUAGACAAACUAAGAAAAUUAAGUUACGUGAAUAAAAAUCCGCUGAUGCCGACAUUUAACUCCGUUGCUGCGGUGGCAGACAUCGGAUUGAACAGUAAUUGUUUUUUGAGGAAGUAAUGCUCAAAUUUUAAAAUCAAUAAUAUGUGAUAUAUUAAAAAUGGCUAUAUUGUAUGUCUGUCUAUAAU